Molecule: messenger RNA, 1873 nt
Organism: Tarenaya hassleriana
Lineage: Eukaryota; Viridiplantae; Streptophyta; Magnoliopsida; Brassicales; Cleomaceae
Product: probable sphingolipid transporter spinster homolog 3
Exons: 17
Coding region: 63-1667 (534 amino acids)
Biological process (GO): transmembrane transport
Cellular component (GO): membrane
Molecular function (GO): transmembrane transporter activity
Source: RefSeq, a predicted model, not a curated record
UUUUCUUUUAAUGGAGAUUGCGUGAAACUAAGACCCUUAAGUCCAAUCAUUUUGUUAGAUCAAUGGUGACCGGCGAAGAAGAAGGCCACGACCACCGCCGUUCUCUCCCUCGCUCCUCCGCCGCCUCCGGGGAUUCUCCGGACCCGUCGAGCUUCUCCCCUUCGUCUUCUACUCCCCUGGCUGAGCCUGAGACUGUUCGGAGCUUGGUUAUCGUCGAUGCAUCCUCCGAUUCUUCCCGCCUUUCUCCCGUUUGGUUACUCGUAAUCUUUUGUGUCAUUAACUUGCUAAACUAUGUGGACCGAGGUGCCAUAGCUAGCAAUGGUGUGAAUGGGAGUAUCAAGACUUGUAAUGAAAAGGGGAUAUGCAUUCCUGCAAGAGGGAUUCAGGGGCAUUUUAACUUGAAUAAUUUCCAAGACGGCGUACUGUCAUCUGCGUUUAUGGUCGGGCUUCUUGUGGCAUCCCCAAUAUUUGCUUCGCUCGCGAAGAGCUUCAACCCUUUUAGACUUAUUGGAGUUGGAUCGACUGUUUGGACUCUUGCUGCUCUUGGCUGCGGCAGUUCCUUCUCCUUUUGGUUUAUCGUUAUAUGCCGUAUGUUCGUUGGUGUAGGUGAAGCCUCUUUUAUAAGUCUUGCAGCCCCUUUCAUAGACGAUAAUGCUCCUCAAGAGCAGAAAACUGCUUGGCUCGCUAUGUUCUACAUGUGUAUACCCACCGGUGUUGCUUUGGGCUAUGUAUAUGGAGGAUAUGUUGGAAACCAUUUUAGCUGGCGGUAUGCGUUUUGGGGAGAGGCUAUUCUUAUGGCUCCAUUUGCGGUUUUUGGUUUUGUGAUGAAACCUUUGCAGUUAAAAGGUUUUACUGCUGGUACUUCGCAAAAGUCAUUACGAUCAGUUGAAUCAAUUGCUCCAUCUGUAGGUCUAGAGACAUCAAAAACUGCGGAUAACUUUCCGGUUGGUAUCGAGAUCGAGCAUGUUCAGAUCUCCAGUGAUGAUUGCAAGUCGGCAAUCUGGAAAUCCUUUACCCGAUUUGCAAAAGAUAUGAAAGUUCUGUUGAAAGAAAAAGUCUUUGUUGUUAAUGUCCUAGGUUAUGUGGCAUACAAUUUCGUUAUCGGAGCAUAUUCGUAUUGGGGGCCAAAGGCUGGUUAUAACAUUUAUAAAAUGAAAAGUGCAGAUAUGGUUUUUGGUGCAAUAACAAUCAUUUGCGGGAUAUUGGGAACACUAUCCGGAGGCCUUGUUCUGGAUCGCGUCACUGCUACUAUUCCCAAUGCUUUUAAGCUUUUAUCCGGAGCGACUUUUCUGGGAUCCAUAUUUUGCUUCACUGCAUUCACCAUGAAGAGCUUGCAUGGUUUCAUCCCGCUCUUCUCCUUAGGCGAGCUUUUUGUAUUUGCAACGCAGGCACCAGUUAACUACGUGUGUCUGCAUUGCGUGAAACCAAGUCUAAGACCACUGUCAAUGGCUAUCUCCACCGUCUCAAUACACAUAUUCGGCGAUGUGCCUUCAUCACCCCUUGUCGGGGUUUUGCAGGACCAUAUAGACAAUUGGCGGAAAACUGCGUUGAUUCUAACGUCUAUUCUGUUUCUGGCUGCUGCUAUUUGGUUUAUAGGGAUGUUCAUAAACAGUGUGGACAGGUUCGACGAGGAAGAGACCGGAAGUGAACCUGUGACAAGUGACUGACUGGCUAUAUAAGCACAACUCUAACCCAAUCAACAACUACUUUGUAGCUUAUAUCCCCUUUUUUUUUGUCCUCUUUUUUGUCGUGUGAUAUAUAUUUAUAUAUAUAGUAUGUGUCAUUAUGUAUUUCUGUAUCCGUACGUUUGUCGUGUACAGUCUAUUGAAUACGUUACAGACAAAAAAAAUCUCUGAUAUCCAAUGUUUCUUCA